AUGACAGACCUGGAAACAAUUUACAGGUUUGUUAGAUAAUAGAAAUAAUUUUUUUUAGCAAGGACUGCAUAAGUUGGGUGAUGAUGCCUGUACCAUCACAAGCGGACAUUGAAAAAUCAAAGUAUUUUAAAAUGAGAUUUACCGGCGACCCUUCCUAUGAGUUUGAACAUACAGAACUCACUCAGGUGCCUGGGGAGGGUGACGAAAUCAACGAAAAGGAACGAACGGUACGUUAUGUGAUUGAGGUGAUUUCCUUAGAUCACGAUGAAGGAGGAAGAUCGAUUAGCCGCCGUAGUAAAAAGGAUAGAUGACGACGUGCGCAUCGUACCAAGGGGUGCAUAUAUUAGAUUAGCAAAUGGCGACAUCGUAAGAAACAAAAUGUACGAAGGUAGACGCACAUCACUCCCGUAUAUUUGCGCUAGGAAUGGAAGUCGCAGAUGCGAUGAAACCGUCUUCAUAUUUUCAUUUUCGGCCACCCGUAAAAUAUCCUCACAAACCCCUGGAAGAUAAAGUAAAGAGCGACAAAUGCAUUGACUUCCUCGAUACAAUUGAGAACGACAUACCAAAAGGUAAAUCGAACUUGUAUGCUUAAUGUCAGCAGUUUGUGUUUGCUCUAUAAGAUUUUCUUCUAUGAAGGUUUUAAUACGAGUUCGGAAUCAAGUCUAGACCAUUGACGUGGCACUAUUGCUUAUCACCAAUCCCGUUCGCUCAGCUAUGCUACGAAUACACUCCGCUGUUGCCAAAUACUGUUAGGAAAUUCAACUAUUCAUUUUUCAAAAAAGGCGACUAUGAUACAGUACCAGGACGGGAUACGCGUUCCUACCAUUUCAUCUAUAUUUGGGCAUUAGAACGCAUGGAGUUAAGACGAAGAAUAAAAGCGCAGUCCAACGACACGUUUCUAUCCAAUAACAUGCCACAGAUUUGCUGCCUUUUUUGAGAUAGCAGAAAUGCGUUGCUUAACGCUAUUCAGUAGCGCCAUGUGAUGCCGCUCCAGUCUCGACACCAUAACGUCCGAGAACACGCAGAUAUUAAGAAUCGAUAGCUUAAUUUUUUAAGAAUAUUUGGAUAGAAGUCUGUAACUUGCGAUUGUACGUACGUCGCCCAGUGCACAGCCGUUUCGCGACACACCACACAGAUAAGUCGUUCACGGACCAGUUUCUGAUGACAAAGUUGGGAAUCCUAUCAUUCAGAUAAGCAGAUUCUGUAGCAUUCCUAAACUUGGCCUUAUUAAGCGACUCUAGUCCUAGACGACGAAAACUACUAGAAGUGCUUUUCCGCAUCAAGAUAUAAUUUCGAAGUCUUCUUUAUUUUGGGUUUAUGAAUACCAUUCUUGAUUUACGAAAACUGUCUCGCUGUGCUUUUUUGAUAGACGAUUUAUGCACACAUUAUACGGCUGCCAACGGUAUAAGCGUAAAACCUCAUAAAUUACUGGUUAGACCUCGUUGAUUCGUACACAAUAAUUUUCUGGCACGAAAUUUCAAGCAAAUAUCGUCCAUAGGAGACUUUGGCUUAUUGGCCAGGUUUCCGACCCGCACAAUAGUGCGCGGUCGUUACAUGCAUUAAAGUUGAAGGUGUAUUCAGGAGGACUUCCGUGAGGUUAUGUGAGCCCCCUCCUACCCAGAAUUCCUUUGUUUGGUUUUCGUCAGGAUCGUAGCAAAUCGGACAUACUUAACUGUAAGCCAAAACACCUAUUACCCUUUAAAAAGUGAAUUUGGGAUAGCGACAUUUCGUUCCCCGACAUAUCGACCGACCCUCGAAGACGAAAGAUUUCACAGCAUUGCACAUUCACAUGAUCUAAAUAUAACGAAGGACAGCUUGCAAAAAAUGCGAAUCGAAGGUGCAGUCGUUAUUACAGCCGUACCAUCCAGUAGUCACACAGAUGAGAAAUCAGACAGUCGUGACAGCGUAAACAAGAAUGCCAGCCUUUGAUGACGGCUGAGGUUAAUGAAAGUACGAACGACGGCCCCCGACGUAGAUUAAGUACACGGGUGAUGAGGUUUCAACAAUUAACAACUUGAAGGCCGGCCAUCAAGCAAUUGGCGCACCACCGUGCAACAAUUCUUGAAGGGGAGCGCGAGUAAUUACUACAGGCACGCGAUAGCAUACCGAGUGCAUCCUAUAAAUACAGCAACUUCCUUUGCACGAUUUACCCGUUUCUGCCACUGUCUCUGAUGAUGGGUUCGAGUGAGAAUCCGAAACGUCAGGCGGAUAGAGCCCUUUGCCCAGCGACUGCUUCUUCUUAUCAAAAGAGAAAUUGCGUGCGAAGUAGUGGCGUCUGGAACGGGCUCCGACUAAACAGAGUUAAAACGCCUAGUAGGAAUGGACGUAACAAUCCAUAGAGAGCACUUUGAACCCCGCGGCUCUCGGCGUGCUCACUGGUUUGAUCUCGGGCCUAGGUGCGGGGCUAAUUAAAUGCAAUAGAAGGGUGCAUUGAACUGUCUAAUGAAGGCAAGGCGAAUGCUGAUACAGAGGAGAAGUGAACAGUGCCAAUAUGCGCCCAAUUGAUAAUGAUUACGGGUUUGUGCACCCCGAAGAAGGCGGAAAGGCACUUUCAAGGCUUAGACGUGGACGCAUUUGCCACACCUACUUUAAUUUUCCUUACGAAUGUAUUAUGAUACUGUCCCAGUUGACGCAUGUAGGGCCAAGACCAGCUGA
Molecule: messenger RNA, 2655 nt
Organism: Spirometra erinaceieuropaei
Lineage: Eukaryota; Metazoa; Platyhelminthes; Cestoda; Diphyllobothriidea; Diphyllobothriidae
Source: the annotation of a GenBank genome assembly